Messenger RNA from Trypanosoma rangeli, 483 nucleotides. RefSeq names its product putative chaperone. The transcript has a single exon. The record is from RefSeq and is a predicted model, not a curated record. Lineage: Eukaryota; Euglenozoa; Kinetoplastea; Trypanosomatida; Trypanosomatidae. Bases 1 to 483 code for a protein of 160 amino acids.
AUGAGUUCCUCCUCCGCUGGUGUGUCGGCCUCCUUACCGCCAUUGUACGCAGUUCUUGGCGUGCCAGUUAACGUCAGCCAGGCUGAGUUGUCUCGACAUUUCAAGAGGUUAUCGCUGCAGUUGCACCCCGACCGUGCGUCAUACCGCACGGACAGUGACGUGAGCACUGAGGCACAGUUGCAGCGCUAUCAGCGCAUCACUGAGGCAUACGAGAUUCUUUCCGACCCGGAGCGUCGUGCGGCGUAUGACACGAGACAUAGUGUGAACUUUUCCUUGAGGGUUACUGCUCUGCGAGAGGCACUGGAACGAUGUGAAGCUUCUUCAGUGCCAGUGGCAAAACGUUCCUGUCUUGAACAGGCGUCAGGUGCGGGGGGUGAAAAAAUCUUGGGAGCAUAUUCACAGAGCAAGAAGAAGAGUGAUGACGAUUUGUGUAAUGAGGGACACGAUGAAGAAGAGGAGGACGAGGAAUAUACACCGGACUGA